UGGUGGCAGUUGGAAGAAUGCUUCCUCGAUUGAAUUGCGUGAUUACUUCCCGGAUUCUUCUGGCACUCUUCCUGGUGUACCUGCUGUUCUACAAUCUCAACAGACAACUGAUCUACCGGCCUAAGAUUUCGUACAGACACCUGACGCACUCAAUAGAAACUGAUCGCCUUGUGGAUCUUGUCGCAUCAACAGCUUCAUAUCAUCUGGAACCCGGGAACAUCUGUCAAGAUGAACCAUCAGACUUGCUGGGAGUUAUUCUGGUCUCCUCCUACGUGACCCACGAUGAUCUUCGGUCAGCUCACCGAAGAGCACUUCCUCAGAAUGAGCUGAAAGCGAUGGGAUUGAUAAGGAUAUUCCUUCUGGCUGAAAUUCCUGUCCAGGAGAAAUUUAUCACCCAGUCUGCCAUCGAGGGAGAGCACAAACGAUUCCAGGAUGUUCUGCAGGGAAACUUUGUCGAUGCCUAUCGCAAUCUGACGUAUAAGCAUGUGAUGGGUCUCAAGUGGGCGACGCUGAACUGUUCCCGAGCUUCCUUCAUUGUGAAAAUGGAUGAUGACACAGUCUUUGACUCCACCAAGCUCAGGAGUCUUCUUGAGGAGUUCAGAGUCUCUCACGAUGAAGGGGAAUUGCUGCUCUCAGGCUACGUCCAGAGCAACCAGAAACCCAUACGGAUGAAGCCCAGCAAGUGGUUCGUGAGCCAUCGAGAGUUCAGAGAUGCAAUUUAUCCACAGUAUUUGUCCGGUUGGCUGUACAUGACGAACCAGAGAACUGCCCAGGAAUUGGUGAUUGCCUCGCAGAAGACUCCUUUCUUCUGGAUCGACGACAUCUUCGUGACUGGAAUUUUGGGCAAGAAGCUCUCCUUGCAUUUGGACAGGAGGAAUGCGCUCUUCUCAGCCAAUCACGAUUUCCUUGAGUGCUGCAUUCGAAAUGCGGAGAAGCUUAAUCUGGAAUGUCCAUACUUGGCUGGGCCGAACGGAGGAGACUCGAAUCUCAUCGUGAGAUUCACAUCUUCCGUGUCCAACUGCAAAUCUUGCCGUGCGAGGAGAGAAGGCGAUGCCAAGCUCAAUGAGACCUGCGUUGGAGUGUACAAGUCACAUCCUGGCCACAGAGGAGCACCAGUAGUCCAAGAACUGCAUCUGUGA
Molecule: messenger RNA, 1139 nt
Organism: Phlebotomus argentipes
Lineage: Eukaryota; Metazoa; Arthropoda; Insecta; Diptera; Psychodidae
Product: beta-1,3-galactosyltransferase 5-like
Exons: 1
Coding region: 18-1139 (373 amino acids)
Cellular component (GO): membrane
Molecular function (GO): hexosyltransferase activity
Source: RefSeq, a predicted model, not a curated record